Molecule: messenger RNA, 1353 nt
Organism: Monomorium pharaonis (pharaoh ant)
Lineage: Eukaryota; Metazoa; Arthropoda; Insecta; Hymenoptera; Formicidae
Exons: 1
Coding region: 627-1169 (180 amino acids)
Biological process (GO): apoptotic process
Source: RefSeq, a predicted model, not a curated record
GCAUGCAAGGCCCGACAUCACUCCUCGAUACACGACGUCUGCGGGAGCGGUGGGGCGGCUCCGUCGACGUCGACGUCCCUGUAUGCGAGACACCAAGAGGGGAGACGGGUUACAAUUCUGCUGGCCACGGCUCGUGUGCGACUCACCGACUGCCACGGAGACCGCGUCGUCUCCCGGGCGCUGAUCGACCCGGGAUCGGAGGUCUCGCUCAUUUGCGAGGCGCUUGCACAGCGCCUGCGACUGUAUAUAUAGAAAUAUGUAUAUAUGCGUAGAAAAAGAUCGUUAUGAUUACUUUAUUAUGUGCAAAAUUCAAUAUUUUUUAAUAAAUACUUCUUAUACAAAUGUGUAUUUUCUGGGUACCACAAUAAAAAUUGCAUACAAUAUUGAUUUUGGAGUAUAUGAGCAAUUCGAAGUUAAAGAUGAAAGGCAUGAAAUCGACAAAACUUUUUUGUUUUCAUAUUCUAAUUUACUUAUUCCACAUCCUAUUCUUGAAACUUCCUUAAAUUCAAUUGCUGUUUUUAUAUUCAAAUAUGCACCUCUUGAUUUAUAAGAUUAUGUAAGUAAUAUAUUUGCAUAAUUAUCGUUUAGUAUUGUAUCUUUAGUCAUUAUAUAUAAAGCAUACGUAUAUGUUUUCUAUGUUGCAGAUGUCUUAUUUAUUUAAAGUGUGGUCAGCUAAUAGAAAACAGAAAACUUCAUUCCUAAUCAAUAAAUCAGUUAAUAUAUUAUCUGAUCUUAUUACCAAAACUAACACGAAACUUGGCAUCAAUGGUUCCAUUUUUGUUAUGGAAAAGGAUGGGACAAAUGUUGAUGAUGAUGAAGUUUUGAAGUUUUGUUCCGGCGAAAUUUUUAUGUUAUUAGAAGAAAAGGACAUUUGGUCACCUCAAAAUGAGACAGAAUCACAAUCACAUACUGCAACAUCCUGUGAUAAUGAUUCUACAUCUAUUUUCUCAUCCUCAUCAAGUAUGCGAUAUGCUUUAUCGCCAACACCACUAUUGCAGUCAGAUAAUGAUGAAAUUUGGAUGAAUUUUUGUAUACCUUGGGACAAAUUGGAAUCGGCAGUGGUUAAAGAAUUAGAAGCAAGCAAUCGGAGCAAAUAUAUAAUACAUGCUGUUGUAAAUCGCAUAAUUUCAGAGAUGAAAAACGAGAAUUUAUACCUUCAAAAGCGUUAAAAAUAGUAGCUAAAAAAGUAAUUGAAAAAUAUCCUCAAACAUUCAAAGAUAUGGAUGAAGAUGGUGAAUGUUUUGGAGAUGGAAAUCACACAUUGUAUUUAAAACUGCGUGAUAGAAAUUGCUAUCUUAACAGAUCACACAUGAAGAGAUCUUUAUGUCAAAGUUUAAACAUACCAUUAAAAAA